CUCGAGUGGCAUCAAGACAUUGCUCAGCUUGCUCGUCAGGGUGCUUUGUUCCCUCGGAGCCUGUGCUAUCUUGGGCCCACCGCCCGAGGCACGUCCAUCCCACAAUCCCAGCCUUGUGCCCUCUUCGUGACCUCUCCACUGGCGAUGCUCCCGUCCAUCCUCCUGCUGCUCCUUCAUCUGACUGGUGCAUUGGCUUAUAUCCCUGCGGUCCCCACGAACAACACGCAGGAUGCUAUCAAUGGUGGUUUGAACGUUACUGACGUCUCAAAACUCUAUGUGCAGUGGUUUGGCGGCAUUGACUCGCAAUCGGUAUCGUACCAACUGGUAGGGUCUGGAAGUAAUGGUAUUAGUAAAGGCGCCCUGGUCCAUUUCUCGGAAGAAGAGGCCGGGAACGGGACGACGACAACGCCAUGGAUUGCGCUGGUGUCCUGCGACGGCAACGCGACACACGAUUCGCUCGAGGACGAUAUCUUCACACUUGCCCGCGAUCGAGGUGCCGUAGGAGCUGUGCUCUUUUCCGAGUGGUCCGAUGCAUGCAUCAUCAAUCCUGAGUAUGCAAAUCCAGAAAACUUCGAUCAAGUGAUGGAUAUUUUUUCAACACAGAACCUUGCGUCGGCCAGGGUCAUCGAGGGUCAGUUCGAGGCAAUCAAUGUUUCAACGUACGGGUCGUUCGACGCAGCCAGCCUCAACUCCUCUCAAAGUGUGAUCAACGACACUCUCCAAGCAGGGUACCCUACCGCACCUGGUUAUCUUUGGGCCACCUUACAGGCGUAUAAUGCGACAGGUGAUCCAGACAUCAGGAACGCCAACAACAACUCCGCAAACGCUAACCCUCAGAAAUCUGCCAAAACCACCCUGGCCAUGAUCGUCCUGUAUGCCAUCACUGGAUGCGUCUCUGCUAUGUUCUGUGUGGUCAUUAUUACUGGUGCGGUGCGUGCAAUUCGCCAUCCGGAACGCUACAGAGUCGUCAUCGGCGGAUCUGGAGGGGGAGCCGGUUAUGGGAACGAAGGGCGCACCGCGGUUCUCACCCGCGCCAUUCUCGACACAUUCCCCAUAAUCAAGUUCGGACGGUCCGGUACAGACAAUGCCGAUUCACAUGGUGGCUUUGACGCGAAAGAUAUUGAGGCGUACCCUGAAGGAGAGCGCACUCAGCAGUCGCAGUCAUUGGAGAUGAAAGAUCUGCACGAGCAAGAUAUUGCGGACGCUACGGAGGAGGCUCAAACUGGCAAAUCGUUUGUUCGGACAUCUGAACCUGCUGACGUCCAAGGAGAGCCUAGUUCUCCACAGAGACGGGAGAGCCUUCCAAAAUUGAAUACAACCCUGGUGGACAGACCGCGUCCAGGGACAGCUGUUGGGAGCUCUGCAGGACCCUCGCAAGAGACACCAGCCCCCGACCAUCCCAUGCCGGAUGCUAUAGGGCGAGAGACGUGCCCUAUAUGUAUCCUCGAUUUCGAAGAGGGAGAUGAUCUACGCGUGCUUCCAUGCGAGGGCCAGCACAAAUUUCACCAGCGCUGCGUUGAUCCGUGGCUGCUCGAGCUCUCCAGUUCCUGUCCACUUUGUCGACAUGACUUCCACGCACUGGAAACAAUGCUGUCUGGGUCGACCGAGGAUGGCCAUGCGCCCAUUGACCGUGGUCAUUCGCCAUCUUCGCCUACGCCAGGCUCUCGCUUCUCACGUUACCUACGGUUUGCACAGCGGCGUCACCGCCAUGACCACCCUGACCCGACGGACCCACCGAUGCCUAUGGCACCGCAGACGGCGAUGUAAGUAGCUCUGGGAGCGAUACGCGAUUUCGGACUUGAAUGGCUAGACCGUUGGACUAUGCGAUCCUCUAUGAUUUUUCUUGUCUAGUUAUCCUUGAUUUGCUGUACUCGAUGUAUCCUAUGUGUGUAAUCUAUCUUGACCUUAGUUUUCCUGG
Molecule: messenger RNA, 1918 nt
Organism: Heterobasidion irregulare TC 32-1
Lineage: Eukaryota; Fungi; Basidiomycota; Agaricomycetes; Russulales; Bondarzewiaceae
Exons: 9
Coding region: 145-1767 (540 amino acids)
Biological process (GO): ubiquitin-dependent protein catabolic process
Cellular component (GO): cytoplasm
Molecular function (GO): ubiquitin protein ligase activity
Source: RefSeq, a predicted model, not a curated record